CGGGGCGGGGCGGGGAUGGCGGCGCCCUGCCCUUGGUGGGUCCCCGGUGGGGGUCGUGCAGGCGGCCGGGCUUCGGGGACGGGUGUGUGUGCCCCCGAGGGGCCGGAGCCGGAGCGUGUGUUUCCAAGCCAAGGAGGAGUCGGUUUGGGAGAAGGCUGCGCGAGGGUGCCGCGGUGCGGUGCUGGUAACGGCUGCCUUCAGGUGCCUUUACCUUGUAUAGGAAAUGUAACCUUGAUCCAUAGAAGAUUGACAAGGUGUUAGCAGUUCUUCAUCCAGUGCAAGGAAGAUGGGAUGUAAUGGACUCUGCUCUUGAAUCAUUAAAUAGAAUCACAAAUUGGGUUGGAAGGGACCUCUGAAGAUCAUGUAAUCCACACCCCCAUACUGAGCAGGGUCACCUAAAGCAUAUUGCACAGGAUGGCAUCCAGGCUUUGGAAUAAUCACUGUGAUGGGACAGGAAGCAGAAACAAAUGUAAAGCUGGAGGCAGGGACCUUGAAGGAGAUCAUGAAGACUUUGAGCAGACACGUUUCAGACAUGGGAGAGGAUGGCUGAAGAGAACUUGAACAAUGAAAAACAGUGGAUUAGACACAGAUGCAGAAGAUUACUGUUCUACCUGUUCAGAUUCAGAUUUUGUGGAGAAGAGAAGGAAAAUGAAUUGAAUGGCCAGAGUUUCUUGGUGUUGGAUGAACAGAGAUUCGCAAAAGAGAUUCUUCCCAAAUACUUCAAGCACAACAACAUGGCAAGCUUUGUCAGACAGUUAAACAUGUAUGGUUUCCGUAAAGUUGUCCAUGUUGAUUCGGGGAUUGUCAAACUGGAGCGAGAUGGUCCAGUAGAGUUUCAGCACCCCUAUUUUAAGCAGGGUCGGGAGGACUUGUUGGAACACAUUAAAAGGAAGGUUUCUUCUUCAAGACCUGAAGAAAACAAGAUACGCCAGGAGGAUCUCUCCAAAAUAAUAAGUAGUGCUCAAAAGGUGCAAAUUAAACAAGAGACUAUUGAAUCUCGAUUGUCUGCUCUGAAAAGAGAGAAUGAAUCUCUUUGGAGAGAAGUUGCAGAACUGAGAGCAAAACACUUGCAACAACAGCAAGUUAUUAGGAAGAUUGUGCAAUUUAUUGUUACCUUGGUGCAGAAUAACCAACUAGUGAGCCUAAAGCGCAAGAGGCCUCUUCUUCUGAACACUAACGGACCCACAAAGUCAAAUGUAUUUCAGCAAAUUGUGAAAGAACCAGCUGACAGUAACCAUCAUGUACCUCUCAACAGAACUGAAGGGUUAAAACAAAGGGACCAAAUUUCAGAUGACAUCAUUAUUUAUGAUGUUACUGAGGAUGUGGCGGAUGAGGACAAUACCAUGGUUGAUGAAAAUCCUCCUGUUACACCAGAGGCAAAUGAAGACAGCACUUCAGAUUCUUCCAACUGCAGUCAUUCUCCUGAUAUAGUAAUUGUGGAAGAUGAUAAUGAGGAAGAAUACGCUCCUGUAAUUCAAGGGGAUAAAAGCACAGAAUCAGUUGCUGUCCCAGCUAAUGAUCCCCUCAGCCCUGUCAGUGACAGUACAAGUCCGCUCAUGUCAAGUGCUGUACAGCUGAACAGCCAGUCAACUUUAACUGCAGAAGAUCCAGUCUCAAUGAUGGAUUCCAUACUCAAUGAGAGUGGAGUAAUUUCACAGAAUAUAAAUCUUCUUGGAAAAGUUGAACUUCUGGAUUAUCUUGACAGUAUUGACUGCAGUUUAGAGGACUUCCAGGCCAUGUUAUCAGGACGACAGUUCAGCAUAGAUCCAGAUCUACUGGUUGAUCUUUUUACAAGCUCCGUGCAGAUGAAUCCCACAGAUCAUAUCACUAAUACCAAAAUGGAGACGAAGGGAAUAGAAACUACUAAGAAUAAUGCUGGUCCAGCUGCUUCACAGGAAACACAAGUUUUCAAGCCCAAAUCAGAUAAGCAACUCAUACAGUAUACUGCAUUUCCACUGCUUGCAUUCCUUGAUGGGAACCCAGGUUCCAAUGUUGAGAGUGGGAGCUCCACCACCGAAACUCCUUCCUCUGUGGACAAACCGCUGGAAGUGGACGAGCUCCUGGAGAGCAGCCUGGAUCCUGAACCAACUCAGAGCAAGCUGGUGCGGCUGGAGCCGCUGACAGAGGCAGAAGCAAGUGAAGCCACACUGUUCUAUUUAUGUGAACUUGCCCCAGCACCCAUGGACACAGACAUGCCGUUCUUGGAUAACUAAUGCAAUGGGGACUCUGUAUAUAGUCAUGAAGAUGAACUAUUUAUUUAGAAUAUUGUUUGGUAUAUGAGUUUUUUGUAAAUCACUGUUUUAUGUAACCAGAUAAUGUGGAGUUUAAACUAUCUUUCCUAUCUUCCUUCAAGCAAUUGUUUAACUACGCUGUGUAGUACUGUGUACACAGCGUACUAUUAGGCACCAUUGGCAAUACCAAGUCAGACUGUUACUAUACUGCUGUCAAACACUUGGUAUACUACACAUAUCUCUAAAUAUCCAAGGUAACUGAACACUUGUUAAGAAUAAGCUUUGAUUUAUGGUUUCUUCCACUUCUGGUCUUACAUAUGAUAACGUAAAAUAGUAGUGUAUGGUUAGGGAGCACUGACUUUCUGUAUCUUGUUUUUUUUUUCUAUUUUUUACAACAUUUUGUUUAAUAAAACAUGAAGCUUUUUUGGGGUGGGGGGGAACCAGGACCUGAUGUAGGCUUUUUUUUUUCCCUGCUUGAACUGGGAACAAAGUGCCUGUACCUUGCUAAAUCUUGGUUCUGCCUUACUUUCACUUCAGUGGAAGUGCUUAUACAUAGCACAAACUGGGGAAAAGUCCUUUACAGCCACCAGGCCCCUUGACUGCAUGAGUACUUUUAACUUGGACCAUCUACUCUGACAAAAUAAAUGUUACUUAAGUGUGAUA
Molecule: messenger RNA, 2894 nt
Organism: Anas platyrhynchos (mallard)
Lineage: Eukaryota; Metazoa; Chordata; Aves; Anseriformes; Anatidae
Source: RefSeq, a predicted model, not a curated record